AACCAAGUCUGCGUAUUGAACAAGCCAGAAAAGUAUUUGUUGCUAGAACUGGUUCAUAUUGCCUAACCCAGGAUUGUUUGCCUCCCUUAUCAUGCUUAUAUUUCAAAAUGGAUAGUUGUCCAAGUAACUCUUCUGAAAAUAUUCCAUGGCAAGCAACCCUUGAGGGAAUACUAAGUAAUUUGAAAGGAGAAUUUCUAUCUGCCAUCGACACAAAUGCUUUGAAGCAUCAGCCAGUAUCAAAAAAGUUAACGCCUGAAGCUCUCUUUAUGUUAUAUAUCAUCCUCAUCUUUGUAAUUCUUACCAUUAUUGGAAGCUCAAUCAGUGCUAUUGAGCUUUUUUGUAAAAAUUUUGAAAAAGAAAUCAGAUCUCUGAUGAUUGAUGGAAACGUGAAAUCCUCAAAUACAGCUGCAUACACUGACAUCAAAAAGAAAUCCUUUGAGCCUUCAGUCUGUACAGGUACUAAAUCAAGAUACAUGAAUAUUUAUAAUGCCCAGCAAGUAAUGCGAGGCGGAUUUCAUUUGGCUUUCGAUCUGAUACUACUAAAUGAUGUUUGGAAAAACUGUAAAAAAUAUUUCGAAUGCUUCAGCAUUCAGAACAAUUGCAGAAAACUGCUAAGCACGGUUUCUGGAGAAGAACAUCUGAACUUUCUUCAUGGAAUUAAAACAUUUGCUCUUUAUUGGGUUAUGCUUAGUCAUAUCAACAUGUUUUAUGCCACUAUUUUAAGAAAUGUGACUGCAGAAUUUCAGCAUUUUUUGGAAAUGCCACACACUCAAUUUAUUGUAAAUGGGAUUUUUUCAAACGAUGUAUUUUUUGUUCUGAGUGGAUUUUUGAACGGAUAUAUGUUCUUUGAUUACUAUAAGAAAAGAAACGGCAAGAUACCAUGGCUUUCAUUUUAUGUCAGUAGAUUUUUGAGGUUUACACCUUUGUAUCUUAUUUUACUGGGGUUUUACGCAACCCUGUUUCCUUACAUUGGUUCUGGUCCCAUAUGGCCAACAUAUCAGACGAACCCAUUAUGUAAGGAAAACUGGAUUUGGAAUGUUCUUUAUUUAAACAACUUUCAAACGCACAAGACACAGUGUAUGCUUACAACUUGGUUCAUCGCAUGUGAUUUGCAACUUUAUAUAAUUAGUCCCCUAUUUUUACUUCUCUUAAUCAGGAGACCUAAGAUGGGAUUUGCACUUAUCAUUGCGUGUAUCUGCGGGUCGUGCCUCAUCUCAUUCAUGCUGACAAAACACUACAAUCUGAUCGACGGUGCUUCAAAACUUUCUUUUCAUACUCACGAUAUGAAAACCUAUUAUGGUCGAUUUUGGUUAUAUUUUGAUAUGGUAUAUGUUAAACCCUAUACGAGAAUAGGUACCUACCUUAUUGGAAUCGCACUUGGAUAUUUUGUAUUGCAAAGGAAAUAUAGUGGAGUCAAGAAAAGCAGUUUGAUCACACUGUGUGUCGGAUGGACGCUAGCUUUUAUAUGUUCAUUCAUUGCAUUCUUCGCCAUUUACAACAGAGACGAAUCAGACUUGGAAAGAGCUCUCUACAAUGGCCUGAAACAUCUUCUGAUGUCUUGUAGUAUAUCGUGGAUUAUUUUUGUUUGCUUUACCGGACAAGGAGGUCUUAUCAACUGGUUCCUUUCACUUCCAAUCUUUGUACCUCUUUCUCGUCUUUCAUACUGCAUCUACUUUAUUCACAUAAUGGCUAUAGAAAAGUACGUCCUUUCAAUUGAUGAUUUGAAAGAUUUUUCGUUUGUAUCAUCAGUAUGGAUUAAUUGGCAACUCACACUUGAGACAGUGUGCGCCUCAUUCAUAGUCUCCCUUAUUUUUGAGAGACCUCUGUUAAAUUUACUAGGUUUGUUCUUGAGAGAAUCUAAAUCAGAAAAGAAAACUCAAUGAAAAAAUAUUUGUACAUCAUUCCAUGUUACUCCGUAUUCCUUUCACAGAGAAGAAACUGAUCUUCUUCAAGUAUCAGCUUUAUCAUCAUUAAAGCUGAUAUUUUAUAUUCUUCAAGUAUCAGCUUUAUCAUCAUUGAAUAAAUUGUAUUUUUUAUUUAUUCGAAUAAUUUGACCAUUUGCUGUGUGAUACAUUUUUAUGCUAGGCCUAUUAUUAUUAGAUGUGAGAUAUUUCUACGAUUUUUCCAAUAUAUUGAGUCAAAACUAAAAGUCUGGUAGCAAUAUUGUAAUACAUUUUAUGAUAAUAAGAUGCGUUUUCAAGAUUUUCAAAUUGUGCUGAAGAAUGUACUAAACAGGAUUUGCUAUGUAUGUAUAAAGUAAGAUUGUUGUUUUUCUUUAUCAUUUCAUUUUUCUAUUCGAUAGAUAGAUUCGAAGUUAGAUAUUUAAUUUUAAUGCUCUUGUUUUUAUAGUUGAAAUUUUCUUCUCUUUCACUUGACACUUACUCUUGUAAAUUAGAUAAUAAGUAAUUUAAAUCCUUGAAAU
Argiope bruennichi is the source of this 2422-nucleotide messenger RNA. Its product is annotated as nose resistant to fluoxetine protein 6-like. NCBI's taxonomy places the organism in Eukaryota, Metazoa, Arthropoda, Arachnida, Araneae, Araneidae. The coding region runs from base 108 to 1883 and encodes 591 amino acids. Gene Ontology annotation, molecular function: acyltransferase activity, transferring groups other than amino-acyl groups. The record is from RefSeq and is a predicted model, not a curated record. The transcript has 14 exons.